Molecule: messenger RNA, 687 nt
Organism: Electrophorus electricus (electric eel)
Lineage: Eukaryota; Metazoa; Chordata; Actinopteri; Gymnotiformes; Gymnotidae
Gene: clrn3
Product: clarin 3
Source: RefSeq, a predicted model, not a curated record
AUGCCGUCCGUUAAGAAGGUGCUGUAUUUCCUCUCAAGCGCCCUGCUGAGCAUCGGCGGUGUGGCUAUCCUCGGCUAUAGCAUGUCCGCGGACUGGGCCCAGUCCACCCUGGCGUGCUUCCCCCAAAACGGUAGCAUGGACGGUGGCUCUGUCACCAUCCAGAUGGGCCUAUUUAACGGCAGCGAGGAGAAGAUAGCCUGCCCCAGGUUCGACUUUAUAGACAAGGUCACGGUGUUUGACAAGUUGACGACGAUAGGGGGUGCUGCAAUCAUUUUGCAUGCCCUUGUGCUUGGUCUCCUGAUCAUAGCUCUGGUGGGGUCUGCAGGUAGCAUCCUGAUCACGCUCUUCAACACUGUCAGUAACCCGUAUGAAACCUACAUGGGACCCAUUGGACUGUUUGUCUGCAGUGGAUUAAGUGCAUCGUUGGCAUUCCUGGCACUACUGCUGUACUUAGCAAACAUGUUCGGAGUGAAAGUAGCACAGAAGAUGGUUCAGCUGGACUCGGAGGUGGUGGUCUCGGAUGAGAAGGUGACGUUCCUGGUCGGAUUCUACCUGCUACUGCCGUACAUCGCUGUCAGUCUGCUGGCCAUUUUGCUGGUCUACCUGUAUGUGCACGCUGCCUACACACAGCGGCGCGAGCAGGAGAAACCCACUGAGGACGCACCCAAGGACAUCAUGAUGUACUAA